Molecule: messenger RNA, 4329 nt
Organism: Saccostrea cuccullata (small rock oyster)
Lineage: Eukaryota; Metazoa; Mollusca; Bivalvia; Ostreida; Ostreidae
Product: transient receptor potential cation channel subfamily M member 3-like
Exons: 26
Coding region: 217-4098 (1293 amino acids)
Biological process (GO): metal ion transport; monoatomic cation transmembrane transport
Cellular component (GO): plasma membrane
Molecular function (GO): monoatomic cation channel activity
Source: RefSeq, a predicted model, not a curated record
UAUACGGUGUAUACGUAUCUGUCUGUGUCUAAAUUUGGAACAGUUUUCCACAGCACUUUCAAGAAUGAAAAAACAUACAAUGGAUUUAACGUAAAAAUUUAAUGAAAUUUUCAUACGUCGAGUGAUUGAAAAUAUAUUUCUACUCUUUGAAUUUUAUUCGCAAGGUAAUACUUGCUAUGGAAGAAGAAUAGUUUUGGAUUUAUUGAUAAAAAAAAAAUGUUGCGUAUGAAAGACUUAAGCCCAGCAGUAAGUUUGGAACCGUGUCCUGGCGCCUCUGUUGGCUCUAUUGAGCAAUCUUCAAGCGCCUCUCGUGGCUCUAUUGCUUUAUCACCAAGCACAAUAAGUUUUACUUCUUUCUUUGAUGGAUUAAGAAAUAUCCGGGAAAGUGUCAUUUCUGUCGAAAAGAAGGAGACGUCUUGGAUAGAGAGAACUUUUUACAAGAGAGAGUGCGUCACAUUUAUAGCUGAUCCACAGGACCCCGAAAGAUGUUGUUGUGGUCGCUCCGUCCUCCGGCAUGGGGAGGACACUAUAGAGGAAUCGUCUCUCAGCGACCGCUGGGUGCCUGGUCUACACACGACACCCCUACCAACAGACGCCUUUGGAACCAUUGAGUUCCAAAGUGCAGGGUUCCCCAUAAAAGCACAGUAUGUGCGAAUGUCAGCACUGGACACAAAAACAGAAAACGUUUUAAAACUUCUGCAAAAGCAGUGGGGCUUAGACCUACCUAAGCUUAUCAUAACCGUGCAUGGUGGUAUUGCUAAUUUUGAUCUCACGCCAAAAAUGAAACGCUCUUUUCGGAAAGGGGUUGCAAAAUUUGCAAAGACAACGGGUGCCUGGAUUUUCACCACAGGAAUUCGGACAGGUGUAACAAGACAUGUAGGAGCAGCUGUUGGCGAAAGACGAUCCAAACAGGCCAGACGAAAAUUGGUUACCAUAGGAGUGGCACCUUGGGGAGUUAUUUCAAACAAAGAACACCUUGUUGGAAAAAAUAUUAUUUGUCAAUCUCAUCACGUGACUGCAUCUUCUGGCCAAUCAGCACUCGACAGCAACCAUUCCUACUUCCUUUUGGCAGAUAAUGGGACAGACGGGGAGUUUGGAGCAGAAGUAAUCUUUCGCAGGAGAAUAGAACGAUAUUUAAAUCAACAAAAAUCUUCAAAAGGUAUCAACAUUCCCAUGGUUUGUGUGGUGGUGGAAGGAGGUAUGAACACGAUUCGAGUUGUGUUAGAAUAUGUUACAGACUCGCCUCCCAUUCCAGUUGUUGUUUGCGCUGGAAGUGGGCGUGCCGCCGAUCUAAUCUCAUUUGCAUAUCAAAAUACAAAGAAAGAUGGAAAACUUCCAGAUAAUCUGAAGUUAGUGUUAAAAGACGCUAUACAGGAUAUGUUCACAUGCACAGAGGACCAAGCCAAAGAACUUUACCUGGAAAUUUUACUGUGUGUCCAGAGGAGAAACCUGAUCACCAUAGUGAAUCUUGCCGAUGAAAACCAAGAGCUAGACCUUUGUAUUUUGACUUCUCUAUUGAAAGGUACCUGCAGCACUAUCGCGGAGAAACUGCGACUGGCUUUGAUGUGGGAUCGAGUAGACCUUGCCCAAGACCACAUUUUAAAUCCAGAGAAGGCAGUUACAGAUGAAUCACUGGAAGAGGUUUUGAUGGAGGCCUUGGUAAAUGACAAGGUGGAUUUUGUUAAGCUGCUUCUGGAGAAUGGUGUCAGUAUGCAUUCCUUUCUAACUGCCAACAGACUGGAGGAUCUAUACAAUGUGACACAGUGCCAGUUUAACCCAGUUAGUUAUUUCAUGAAAGGUUUGCGAAAGAACUUAUAUCCAAACUACCGCUUCACGCUACCAGAUAUUGGCCUGGUAAUGGACUUUUUAAUGGGUGGAGCAUACAAGUCAAUCUAUUCUGAAAAGGACUUCAGGCAGAAAUAUGCCGCCCUCAAGAGAGUUAGUUCUUCCGGUAGUAAAAGGGAUUUGAUGAGAGAACCUUCCCUGAGGCGUGACGUCAGAAGACUUCGAUUAUUUCGGUAUCCCUUUCACGAUCUCAUGCUCUGGGCAGUGUUAAUGAACAGGCAAAAGAUGGCGAUGUAUAUGUGGCAGCAGGGUGAUGAAGCUAUGGCCAAGGCAUUAGUUGCAUCCAAGCUGUACCAGAAAAUGGCACAAGAGGCCGACGGGGAUGAAAUGAAAAGCGGGAUUUCCGGCCAGCUGAUGGACCAUGCUGAAGAGUUCAUGAAGGUAGCGUUAGAGUUUUUGGACCAUUGCUAUCACUACAACGUAGACUGCACACAGCAACUCCUGACAGAGGAUCUGAAUAACUUUUCGAACACGACCUGUAUAACUUUGGCAGUUGACAUUAGACACUACGAUUUUGUGGCCCAUAACUGUUGUCAGAACCUUAUCAACGACAUCUGGAUGGGAGGCCUCCAAACAAGAAAAAACAGCAGCAUCAAAGUCAUUGCCGGCGUUCUGUUCCCACCAUUUCUCUCCAUGCUCGAUUACAAGUCAAAGAAAGAAAUGGCACACUUGCCUCAAACAGUAGAAGAACAUUUAGAGGAAACGAUAGGCGACGACAGCGAUGACAACGACGAGAAUGACAAUGAUGAUUUGGAUGAUGAUAGCAUCCAGCAGGAAACUUCCAUGCAGACUCUUCCUACAUCGAACUCACUACCAAAGUUGGGUGAAGCUUUGAAAUCUGGCAACAGGCCUCCUAUGAUCCGAUCUGCGAGUAUGCAUUUUGAAAACCAGAGAAAGAUAAGUCGACAGGAUCUGAAGACAUUACAGAAAAUCGCAAACAAAAACAGAGAGUGUAACAUCCUACAGCACUUAAAGAAACCACUUAAAUUCAGAAAAAUGGUCUACAAGUUUUACACUGCGCCAAUUACGAAGUUCUGGUUUUAUCUGAUUACCUACAUUGCCUUCCUGAUAGCCUUCAGUUACACCAUUCUGGUCAGAACUUUGCCGCGCCCAGCAUGGCCUGAAGUUUUUGUCAUGAUAUAUAUACUAUCAUUCACUGCUGAAAAAUGUCGAGAGCUUUUUAUCUUAGUACCUGGCCCGUUGAAGAUAAAGCUCCGAGUGUUUGCCAGUUUUUACUGGAACAUCUGGGAUAUGGUAGCCAUUGUAUGGUUUGCUGUGGGGGUCGGGUUAAGAUUCAAUUCGCCGACAUUGAGAGCCUCGCGAAUAGUUUAUACACUCAACAUUGUCUUCUUUUACAUACGGAUCCUGGGGAUUCUGUCUGUUAAUAAAGACCUUGGAGCCUACUCAAAAAUAAUUGGGAAAUUGUUGAAGCACAUGUGUUACUUCUCCAUCAUCGUUUUCAUUGUUGUGGCCUGUUUUGGUGUCGUUAGACAAGCAGUGCACUUCCAGAAUGAGGAAUGGUCUUGGUUCAUGGUUCGAUCCAUGUUUUUCUAUCCCUACUGGAUGAUUUAUGGAGAAAUUUUCAAAGAGGAGAUUGACACCUGUACUGACCAUGUAAAUCACCCUGACGGUUGUACGUACGGAUCCUGGGUGUCUCCCCUCGCCAUGUUUGUUUUCCUCCUGGUGGUGUUUAUUCUCCUUGUAAACCUUCUGAUUGCUAGGUUCAAUGCCACGUGCAUUAAGUUUAUCCCUCGGGUUCGGGAGAUUUGGAAAUACCAGCGGUAUAACCUGAUCCUGAAGUACAAACUGUGCUCACUUCUGCCACCACCCCUGACGGUGAUAAGUCUGAUUUACCAACUCUUUAAAUAUAUCGUCUGGAAAUGCCACGGAAGGGAAGAUUUCCUUGACAGUGGACUCAAAAUAUUCCUGCCAGACAACGAGAAGGAGAAACUUCACGGUUUUGAAACAGAGUGUCUGGAGGGAUACUUAAAACACAGAGAACACAAGCUACAGACCUCCUCCAAUAAACGAGUGACCGCUAUCUGUGAGAGAGUGAAUCAACUCUCAUCGAAGAUAGACGAUAUAUCUUCACAAGAAAAAUCCUUCAGACAAUCCUUGCAAGACGCCAAAAACGGAGUCAGUAAGUUGGAGGAGAUAUUUAUGAAGAAUCAGGAAGCUGUGACGUUGAUGAGUCGCAUACUUCCGGGAUUUCAAACGCAUGCUCAAAGCCUUUACAACAAGAAACGGCAAUAAACCAUGGUAUCAUAGUAACGUUUUCAUCCAGAAGGUUUUGAUUUUAUUUUUUAUGUUAUUUGGGAAUUGGGUUUACUUUUAUUUCAUGUUUGUGAUAUUUGCGUUAUUUUGCCAAUUACUAAUUGUUAAAACUCUUUAGUGCCAAAAUCAGAUCGAGGAGCUUUCUUAGAAUGUAUAUGUAACAUAACACAAUCACUUAAACAUUAAAGCUCAUCAAACUUCUUAAAAUAA